GGCAGAGGGUGCUCUGCUUUCAUGAGUCUCUUCUUCAUCCCUUUCUUCUUCUGUACUUCUGCAAUCCAAAAGGGUCUCGCCAACACGAAUCCUCUCUUGUUUUGGCAAAUUCCUUCUUCAGAGACUCCGAUUUCGCUUCCUCUGGUUUCUGGGUUCCCCUCCCCCUUCCCCCCCUUUCUGCUUCUUGUUUGUAUGAGUCUCUGCAAGCUCUAAAAAUCCCACCAAGUUUCAGCAUCAGCUUCCCAGUUUCACGUUUCGGUCACUUUCUUCACUGUCCCUUUGGAAAUUCGCCUCGAACUUCAUGCAUCGCAUCCGCGGAGUUCACAUUCUUCACCAAAUUUAGCUUCCCACUCGUCAGAAGACAUGGGUUCUUCGCAGACGCGUCUUCUGAUUCCCCUCCUCUGCUUGCUUCUUCUCCACAUUGAUCCUCUCCGCUCGUACCCGACGCCCAUGAACUGUACGGACACAUCUCGCCUGUGCACAUCGUUUCUAGCCUUCAAGGCCGAGCAGAACGAGACCCUCGGCGUGAUCCAGUCCAUGUUCGACGUAUUGCAGUCGGACGUAACCGUGGAAAACUCCAAUCUUGACUACGUGUUCGUAAAAAAGAACUGUUCUUGCUUGUCCACGAUGAGGAAGUACGCCACCAACACCACCUACACCUUGAAAUCCGAUGAAGGGUAUGUUUACGACACCGUGAUCGAGGCCUACGACGGGCUUGCGUUCUUGCCGAAUUCGACGCGGAGGGCGGACGCCGGCGCGGUCGUGUCCCUGAGGUUGUUCUGUGGGUGUUCGAGCGGCUUGUGGAAUUACUUAAUGAGUUACGUGAUGAAGGAAGAGGAUAGUGUGGAGUCAUUGGCCAGUAGGUUUGGUGUGAGCAUGGCUAGCAUUGAGCAAGCGAAUGGGAUUAGUAACCCUGAUAAUGUCACCGCCGGUGAUCUCUACUAUAUACCCCUCAAUUCAGUUCCUGGUGAGCCUUAUCCAUUGGAGAAUGACGUUACUCCAGCCCCUGCUCCGGCACCAUCUGUGGAGAGCAUUUCAGAAAGUAAAGAGAACCACAAGGCUCAUGUACCAUACGGCUGGAUAAUAGGGAGUUUGGGGAUUGGUCUUGGUGUUAUUGUAGUAUGCGUCGUUGUUUUCAUUUCACUGAGGUCAUCAAGCUGCUUUACUGAAGCCCGAGGAAAUCGCGGAAAGGAUUGUGAUGAAAAAAGUCCACAUAAGUUUCAUAUCCUUCGGAACCCAAGUUUCCUUUGUGGUUCAGGAAGAUAUAUCUGCUGCAAACCAGGGGAUUGGAGGCAAACCAAUGGGGAACCCAGUAGUCACCAGAUAAAUAUUCCAAAAGUUCUAGGAGCUGAUGUAUUUGAUGUUGAGAAGCCUGUAGUUUUCAGUUAUGAAGAUGUCAAGUUGUCAGCUGAUGGAUUCUCUGACGCUAGCCUUCUUGGCCAUGGUACAUAUGGUUCUGUCUAUCACGGAGUGUUGCAUGAUCAGGAAGUUGCAAUCAAAAGAAUGACUGCGACAAAAACGAAAGAGUUUCUGGCAGAGAUGAAGGUUUUAUGCAAAGUCCAUCAUGCAAAUUUGGUGGAGUUGAGUGGUUAUGCAACCACCAAUGAUGAGUUAUUCCUUAUUUAUGAGUAUUCGCAGAAGGGUUCACUGAAGAAUCACUUACAUGACCCACAGAGCAAAGGUCAUACUUCGCUUGCAUGGGUUAUGAGGGUACAGAUUGCGCUUGAUGCUGCUAGAGGUCUAGAAUACAUUCACGAGCAUGCUAAGAAUCAUUAUGUUCAUCGAGAUAUCAAGACGAGCAACAUCUUACUUGAUGGUUCCUUUAGGGCAAAGAUUUCAGAUUUUGGAUUGGCAAAGCUUGUUGGAAAAACAGGCGAAGGAGAAGCCACAGUCACAAAAGUUGUCGGGACAUUUGGUUACUUGGCUCCGGAGUACUUGAGUAAUGGCCUUGCCACUACCAAGAGCGACGUUUACGCAUUUGGUGUUGUCCUUUUCGAGAUCAUAUCUGGAAAGGAGGCCACAAUACGCACUGAAGGCACAGGGAAGACAAAAAGCACAGAAAGACGUUCAUUGGCGUCCAUUAUGUUAGCAGCUCUUAGGAACUCACCAGACUCCACGAACAUGUCAAGUAUGAAAGACUGCAUCGAUCCCAAUCUGAUGGAUUUGUAUCCCCACGACUGUGUAUACAAGAUGGCCAUGUUGGCGAAGCAAUGCGUGGAAGACGAUCCCAUCCUAAGGCCGGACAUGAAGCAAGUCGUGAUUACCCUCUCUCAAAUUCUCUUGUCAUCGGUGGAGUGGGAAGCUACUCUUGCUGGUAACAGCCAAGUGUUCAGUGGCCUCGUGCAAGGAAGAUAGUGAGGGUUCAAAAAGUCUCUCAUGUCCAUGGCUUAAGGGCGCCUCUCGUGACUUCUUUGAGCCGUGCGUGUAUACGAAAGGCGGAUACGGACGGCUCUUUCUAUAUGUCCUAUUGUUCGUUCUUGCAAGUCUUAAUUUUUUCUCUAUCUAGGCAUAUUAUCAUUCGGAUGUAUUAAAUCUUUUUUGGCAGGAAAAUUAGUUCUAGUGUAAAUUGUAACUGUGAUGUGAGGACGAGUUGCCCUGCUUAUUUAUCAAGCGAGCUGUUUUGUAUUGUUGAUGUGAAUAUUCACCAUCAAGUGAGUUUAAAUAUCGUUCUUGACCCA
Molecule: messenger RNA, 2678 nt
Organism: Rhodamnia argentea
Lineage: Eukaryota; Viridiplantae; Streptophyta; Magnoliopsida; Myrtales; Myrtaceae
Product: lysM domain receptor-like kinase 3
Exons: 11
Coding region: 364-2355 (663 amino acids)
Biological process (GO): protein phosphorylation; innate immune response
Molecular function (GO): transmembrane receptor protein kinase activity; ATP binding
Source: RefSeq, a predicted model, not a curated record